Spodoptera frugiperda (fall armyworm) is the source of this 2931-nucleotide messenger RNA. It is a transcript of the gene neur, whose product is annotated as protein neuralized. The record is from RefSeq and is a predicted model, not a curated record. The coding region runs from base 317 to 2248 and encodes 643 amino acids. NCBI's taxonomy places the organism in Eukaryota, Metazoa, Arthropoda, Insecta, Lepidoptera, Noctuidae. Gene Ontology annotation, molecular function: ubiquitin protein ligase activity. The transcript has 4 exons.
CUCUAACGUUCCAAAAAAGAAAGGGACGGCGUAAGGGCUGUUGAUGCGCGCGCAGCUUUCCCAGAGCCCUUGCUUCGUUGAACGUGCAACGCUCGUCACUCCGCCGCCGGACCGCGUCGCGUGCGGACGUGUAACGUCCAAGCUUCGUUCGUAAAGUGCGUUAUGGAUAUCGCGAGUUCGUAAUUAAUUCGUUUACUCAAUCGUGCGUUAAUUUCACUUAUCGUGUACUCUUAAUUUUUACGGUGUAUCAAAAUAAUUAUGAUAUAAUAUUUUUCCUUUUGUUUUCUACGGUUUAUUUGGAUUGUAACCUUUUUCGAUGAUGGGCGUUAGUGGUUGUAUGAGCGUGAGGCAGGCAAGGGGCUCCUGUCACUGCCCCGCGUGCCCUAGGGCUUCGGGCCAUGGGGUACAAAUGCCCCCUCAAACGCUCGUACUCCCCCCUAUGGCCUUAGAGCCAGAAACAACCCCUGUAAAGGAUAAGAAAGGAUCUAAAAUGAAAGUCCUGAAGAAAAUUAAGAAAAAAAUCGGAUUAGCACCCCGCACAUCAUGCACAGGUGGGACUCCGAACAACCUGCCUCCCCUGGGCUUCCAUUCAGUCCAUGGGGAGAACGUGAGGGUCUCCAGAGACGGAUCCAUGGCUCGUCGCGUGGAAUCCUUCUGCAAAGGAGUCGCCUUCAGCGCUAGACCCGUCAGGGUUAAUGAGAAGGUGUGCCUACGCUUCGUUGAGAUAUCAAACAGUUGGAGUGGAGUGAUCCGCUUCGGCUUCACAAACCAUGACCCCGCCACCUUAGCCCACGCCCUCCCAAAAUACGCUUGCCCAGACCUCACAAACAAACCAGGCAACUGGGCCAAAGCCCUCGGCGAAAGAUUCUGCGAGAAAGACAAUAUUCUAUACUACUACGUCAAUUCUUCGGGAGACGUUCAUUUCGGUGUUAACGGGCAGGAUAAAGGGCUAUUCUUCUCAGGAGUAGACACGCGGAAUCCUCUAUGGGCGCUAGUAGAUGUUUAUGGGAAUUGCACAGCUGUUCAGUUCGCUGAUCCUCGAGCCCCGAGCCAGAGGAGACACAGUCCUGUCGAGGAAGACAGACUGGUAGGCAGCAUGAGGUCUUUGACCAUGGAAGAACCCCUCCCUCCUCCUAGAUACCAAAACCCUCUAGUACCCCUCAGUCUUCACAGAACUAAGGGUAGAAACGUCCAGUUUAUUAACGAUAGAGGCAUCGCUGCAAGAGCUGAUGCGGAAUUCUGUCAAGGUUACGUGUUUACAGCGCGUCCUAUGCGUCCAGGGCAGACGAUAGUCGUCCAAAUCCUCGCUACGGAAGCAGCUUAUGCUGGCAGCUUAGCUAUCGGUCUGACUUCUUGCGACCCUGCCACGUUAAGACCGUGUGACCUACCUGAUGAUGCAGAGCUACUUCUAGACCGUCCUGAAUACUGGGUAGUGAGACGGGACGCUGCAAACGGUCUUAGAAGAGGAGACGAGCUAGCAGUGACCCUCACUUUAGACGGAGAGGUCCGUGUAAGCAGGAAUGGGUCCACUCCAGUCACAGUCAUGCAUGUGGAUCAUACAUUAAGGCUAUGGGCGUUUGUGGAUAUCUAUGGAGCUACGCAGAAAGUCAGAAUGCUCAGCACUCAAGUGGUGCAGCAAGCUCAAACUCCUCCGCAGCAGUUGAGGGUGUUGACAGGCUCCGCAGCCCCCAUCACCACGGGAGCUGGUGGGACUGUGCUCGUGGUUAGUCUACCACCACAGAAUGGAAGUCAGAAUGCUAAUAAUCAACAGAGUUUGACUCUUGCGAGUGCGCAUUAUAUUGAGCCCAUCCAAACGACAUCACAGCUCUGUUUGACUGGUCUACCAAUCAGUCAACCAACAACUUGCAACUAUCAACCACAGCCGUCCCGCCCACGACCAGACAACCAGUGCUCGUCAACCAGCCAGAAUAACCUGAACGAGCAAGCACAACUUCCCAACGGGCACACGGAACCUCUAAGACUGGCAGAUAGGCUGCAAAAUGGCCCUUCAACCAGUCGCCAUCAACCUAUAUACUCCGUAAUCGGAGAAGGGGGAACCACUGGUAACCUGACAGGAACGGAAUGCACAAUUUGCUACGAAAACCCAAUAGAUUCUGUGCUCUACAUGUGCGGGCACAUGUGCAUGUGCUACCGGUGCGCAGUCCAGCAGUGGAGAGGUAAAGGGGGUGGCCAAUGCCCCCUAUGUAGAGCCCAAAUCAAAGAUGUGAUUCGCACAUACAAAUCCUGAUGUGUUAGAUGCCAAAAUCAUUUUUUAAUCCAAAUAAAUUUGUAUAUAUCUGGUAUUUUAGGUUAGGGAAGGUCUUUGUACUGGAAUCAGAGUUGUAUAAACCGUAAGGUGAACUAGGCAAGCUAGGCUACAAAGGGGGAGGGGGUUUGCAGCGAGACGCGCGUGUCCAACUGCCUAUAGAGUGACUAGGGGGACGAAAUAAAUUAGGGACGCCUAUAAGGUGUCUUCUCCCGCCUUGGGCGAGGCGAGAGGGAGUGUCAGACUCUUACUGACUAAACACCACCCUGUUCUUACUCCUGCUUUUCGAGUCGGAGCCCCGGUAAACCCGCUAGGUAGUCCGCAGCUCCGGAUCAGAUAUCAGCCUUACUGGGCCCAUGUGGUGCUUGCCUAGUGCGCUCUCUAGGUUUAAUCCGCACUGUAAAAAAGGGGGGACGGGGUAGGGGGGAAGUCGUUAAAGGUUAAAUUUGUUUUGUAAAUUAUUUUGAUCUGGUUUCAGUACAAAGUUUGUUCAGAAAGUAAUUUUAAGUAAUAUAUGAAGUAACAGUAAUAAUUAAUAUAUAAAUAUAAACAUGUGUUUCGAAGUAAGUCGGUUAUUUAUACGCGGCGGACGUGAGAACGGCUAUGACUGGUUAAAAAGUAUACGUGCGGACCCAGCUUAUUUGAUUUAGAACUUUAUUUCCCUU